UAAUAAACGAAAGUACAAAUGACCAAUGUUUUACUGUGGCCUCGUCAGGACAAUAUUUUUCAGCCCUACGGCGGCAAGUAUAUCUUGUCGCUGCAUGACCUUGGCGUCCCUGGAGGAAUCACAUGGUGGACCAGGGCAAUGGUCAGCACGGUUCUCAAGACGCUCAUCACUGGCAGUCCUUUCGGAAAAGGGAACGAUCCUGAACUCAAGAUCACCGACACUGAGUACGCCGGUGUGCCUGUGCGUGUAUACGAGCCUCAGAGUCUGUCCGGGGAGGGGAGGAGGCCGGUGAUGGUUUACUACCACGGUGGGGGAUGGUCGUGGCUUGACGUCGAUGUCUAUGACGCUUCGACUCGUGAGCUGGCUAUGAAGGUUCCGAUGGUGCUUGUUUCUGUCGGGUACCGACAGUCUCCCGAGCACGCCCACCCCAUCCCCCUAGAGGACUGCCUCAGGGUCACAGAGUACGUCAUCAAACAUGCAGACGACCUCCAGCUCGACCCCAAGAGAGUGUCUAUCGCCGGGGACAGCGCGGGCGGCCAUCUCACGGCAGCUGUGGCGCUUCAGUUACGGGAGAAGAUCAAGAUACAGGUCCCGAUCUACCCUUGUCUGCAGCUUCUAGACCUCCAGACGCCCUCGUAUAUCGAGAAUCGGAACUUCAUACCCGGCAUGCUGAACGAUGUUUCCAUGCUUUCCUACUGGAUGAACUAUGGCAAUAUUUCCUAUCAAUGGAUGCCAGACUUCCUGGCCAACAAUCAUACCUCGCCUGAACUGAAGAGAUCCAAGUACGCCUCUCGUAUCAGCCCCAAGUGGUACAUGCCAGAACACAUUCGGACGGAGAGUCUGCGACGCAUGGACAAACGCCAAGAUUUUGGAGACUCUGAACUGUCCCAGAAAUACGAGAGCGUUUUACUCGAUCCUUUGUUUGCCCCUCUGAUGGCAGACGACAAAGAAUACGUGGGACUUCCGCUGACGUAUGUGCUGACAGCCGGAUAUGACGUACUGCGAGACGAUGGUUUGAUCUACGCGCAGAGGCUGAAAAAAGCUGGCGUGAACGUGCACUUAGCUCAUUAUCAGGAGGGGUUUCAUGGCAUGAUAUUUUUCUUUGACGGGCCUAUCGCGUUUGACGUGGGCAAGCGGGCAAUGCAGGAUUUAGUAAGUUUCUUACAAGAAAAUCUCUAGACGCUUUAGAAAUGUAGGUACAGUACAGUGGGCUCCGGCUGUAAAUAACAACAGAACUGCUAGGACCGACGUGAUACCCCUGUUAUAGCCGAAUCCUGUUAUAUUGACGAGGAUCAAGUUUACUCCAGCUGGGACUUGUAAUUAACGAAUGGGAUCGGGUUUUUAAAAAAAUUAUGUAUUGUGUAUAGUGUACCCACUGCCAAUUUAUCAGCUAUUGUUCCUUUCUUUUCCAGUGAUAUAUUAUUUUCUCCUCAUCUUUGACAUUGAGCACUUGAAAUGAAGAAAAGGUGGCUCAAAAUGAGGCGUGAAUAUCCAUCACUUCAAGGCAUUAAUGAUGCUGGUUGACCUUGUGGGUCAGCAAAUUUGAAACUAUUCAACAUUGAUUAAAUUCAUUGUUUGUCUGACUCACUGUGGAAUGAGGCGAUCGUCAAUUUAGGGCAUAUGGAGUUAUUGGUAUCAUCUUAAAGUAAAGCUUGUUCAGUUGUCUUGCUGUUAUGGAAAAAAUACUCAUCUAUUUUGAAUAAAAGUCGAGAUAUUUCAAUUUUAAUGAGAUAGAGGUCACCUGACUUCAGCAGUACAACAAGCAAGAAAAUGGCCGCCAAAGUUUGGUGACUUCCAUAGCUAAAGAUUCCUUGAAAACUGAAAAUUUUCUUUUUUGUGCCUUUUAUUAAUGGUUUUUUUUUUUAAUCAAGUAGAAAGAUGUCUUUCAUAGGACAUAAAAGGGGUUGGGCCAAAUAAAGGAAAUUAUUUAAAAAUCACCAAACGCUCCGAAAAAUGCUGAUUUCUUGGAUUUCUCUAUUUUGACGAGCGCCUGACUUUACCAUGAAGCAUCACACAUUAAUAUUAUGAUAAUAUUAAUGUGUAACAAAAUCAGUAAUCUAAUAUAUUUUUUAAGUAGAAAUUUACCCAAAUUUGCACAUCUCAUCACCACGAGUUAUACAACUGAACUCAAACUCAAAGCACCACGUCUGCAAUAUUAUUGAUAUGAUAUAACGUGAUGUUUCUAGAAUUCUUGCUUUCGUUCCAUACUUCUACUAUCUAUAAUUCAUUUACAGUAUACAACAUGUACAUAUAUAUUUGGAAAUCACUAGAAGUAAGAAAUCUGAACUAAAAAGACACUCAUUGACAACAGACAGAAAAAAAA
Molecule: messenger RNA, 2323 nt
Organism: Aplysia californica (California sea hare)
Lineage: Eukaryota; Metazoa; Mollusca; Gastropoda; Aplysiida; Aplysiidae
Product: neutral cholesterol ester hydrolase 1
Cellular component (GO): membrane
Molecular function (GO): carboxylic ester hydrolase activity
Source: RefSeq, a predicted model, not a curated record